AUGGAAGAUGAAUCUUCAAGUAGUUUGCAAUUGAUAGAAGAAAAUGUUGUGACUGAAAUGAUGAAUGUAAUUGAUGUAGACGAGUCUAAGGUUGGGAUGAUGUUCGAAAGUUAUAAACAGUUGCUUGAGUAUUACACGGGUUACAGCAAGUCAAAGUCCACUUCAAAAAAUCCAUUGAAGUUGCAUCCAAGCAAAAAAGUAGGUUGUAAGGCUAAGGAUUGUCGACCGAGUGAAAGUGAUGCCAUUGGGCUUGUUGAUGGUCAACCCACGAGUGAAGCGAUUGAUGUACUUGGAACACAAGAAAAUAUUGGGAUGACAUUGUAUGAAUGCUACUGGUUGUAUGAAGCUAAUGUGAUAAUUGAUUUUUUAGCAUCCUUAGCUGUUCAUAAUGGGAUUUCUACUGAUUUUCUGGUUGUGGUUUUUGCAGGCAUUGUAGUUGAACAGAGGUUUUCAGAGGCUGAACUGGCUGUUGAUAUGGUCCUGGACAAUGGGUUGGUUGACUGCUUGUGGCUCGUUGGUUUACUGGACAAUGGGUUGGUUUAUGAGGAGGAAGAACAUCGUUCAGUUCAAGAGGAGGAGAACAGCGUCGGAUUACUGCUUGUGGCUCGUCGUUUAGGUGGAUUUUUCGGUGAAGAAGCUCGUCGUUCAUGCGGCUGGUGUCGAUUGAAUGAUUCAGGUAGUGAGAAUGUGAGAAGAAGGCUUUGGGGAAGAAAUUUUAGGGCUGGUUGGGGAGAGAGAAUGUGA
Messenger RNA from Ilex paraguariensis (yerba mate), 744 nucleotides. NCBI's taxonomy places the organism in Eukaryota, Viridiplantae, Streptophyta, Magnoliopsida, Aquifoliales, Aquifoliaceae. The record is from the annotation of a GenBank genome assembly.